Saccostrea echinata is the source of this 1482-nucleotide messenger RNA. RefSeq lists its product as uncharacterized. NCBI's taxonomy places the organism in Eukaryota, Metazoa, Mollusca, Bivalvia, Ostreida, Ostreidae. Bases 1 to 1482 code for a protein of 493 amino acids. Gene Ontology annotation, molecular function: zinc ion binding. The transcript has a single exon. The record is from RefSeq and is a predicted model, not a curated record.
AUGGCGGCAAGUAAAGUAAAAUACCCAUUGGGCUCUCCUCAAGAACAUAUUCCAAUGUGUGAAGCACACAGUCUACCUCUUCAUUUGAUUUGUGAAGAUUGUGAUGAGUUUAUUUGCGCUGUCUGUGCGAAAAUAGCUCACAAAGAUCAUGACUGGAACCCUUUAUCUACAUCAGCUAGCCAAAUACGAAAAGGUCUAAGUCAACUGUUCAGACGGAUUAAGGAAGAUGAACUGCCAAGGAUUGAUGCGAAGAUGGAGAAGAUGUUAAAACAAAUCGCAAAAAAUGAAAAACGUCAUGAAUGUGAGAUAAAAAGGCUACAGAAACACUGGAAUGAACUAAUGUCCAGGCUGGCAGAAAUCAAGGAACGACAAGAACAAACAUUGAAAGACAAUCUGUCAAAAAAGAAUGGACAAGUGAAUCUUGUCCAAUCUCAGCUACUCAGGAAGAAGAACGGUAUAGUUGAUAUCAUGGAAUUCAUGGAGGAAAACAACAGAGCCAUGUCUGAUCUGAGCUUGGUAACCAACCAUAAAGAACUGACACAGCUACUGUCUGACAAUGUCGGUGAUAUCAAUAACUGCGAACAAUCAGUAAGAUACAGUAAAGGGAACAUCAGUGAUGACUUGUUAGAGUCAAUUGCUGGAAAGACUUUGGAUAUAGAUGACGUCAGCGUGACGGAAACAUCCUCUUUUAACUAUGGAGAUGAGCGAAUAGUUUUAUUAAAAGCGUUCAGCGACGAUCUGUGUUAUAUAAGGAAAUUAAAAUCAGAGUACAUUGAAGAAAUCAACAAACAAGGUGAGAAAAUGGAGAAACACAAUAUCUAUCCCACUGAUAUCUGUGUGACUGAUAAAGAUGAAAUUUAUUUCACUGAUUUUACGGACAAUUCUAUCAGGUUCUUAUCCCCAGAAGGAUCUGUUUCCACAGUUGUCAGAACACUUCCUUUGUCGCCGGGAGGAAUCUGUCAGUGUCUAGGUGGUGGAUUUCUGGUGACCCUAAGGGACACUGAAACAGAACUUUAUAAACUGGAGUCCCACAGCAGAAAUUUGCUUAGGCAUAUCUCGUGGACUGGUGACGUCAUCAGUGAGUACGAAUUCCAUGGGGAUGGUCAGACAAGGUUAUUCACUCUGCCAGUCCGUGUUUCGCAGAGCAGCAACACUGACAUCUGCGUUGUGAACUGGACGAGUACUUCCAAAGGUGAAGUGAUAAUUUUGUCCUCUUCUGGUUCUCAAAAGUCCGUGUACCGUGGACAGAACCUGGCAGCGGACUUUAGGCCUACUGAUGUAGCAAGUGACCUCCACUGUAACGUUCUCCUCACUGACCAUUACAACAACUGUGUCCAUUUGCUGAGUCCUGAAGGGAAGUUUCUAAUGUAUCUGAUGACAGAGAAAGAAGGAAAAUUUCCAUAUAGACUAUCUCUGUACAAGUCUACUCUUUGGGUUGGGAAUCAUAAAGGCCUUGUUAGAAUAUAUCAGUACAAAGUGUAG